This is a messenger RNA of Mesoplodon densirostris (Blainville's beaked whale), 1191 nucleotides long. RefSeq names its product transforming growth factor beta receptor 3 like (gene TGFBR3L). The coding region runs from base 232 to 1191 and encodes 319 amino acids. The transcript is spliced from 6 exons. The record is from RefSeq and is a predicted model, not a curated record. NCBI's taxonomy places the organism in Eukaryota, Metazoa, Chordata, Mammalia, Artiodactyla, Ziphiidae.
AAAGGGGCCAGGGAAGGGGUCGUGAGCCCCGACCUUGGGGCUCGGGACCAUUCUGGUGGAUGGGGCCUCUGCAGCGAAGAGAAACAGGCAGGGCUGGUGGCUGGUGGGGUGGUGUUUGUAGCGACUAGCCCCGUAUCUAAUGGCCAGUGUGAGGGACCUCCCACCAACCCGAUAGCUACAGGUCUGGCCAGAGAGCCCUUAAUCCCCAGCAGGCCUUGGCCAUGGGCUCUGAUGUCCGCCCAUCAGUGCGCCGCCCCCGCUCCUUGCCUCCCCAAAUGGCCCCCCAGCCAAGGCCAGAGCCGCCUGCCCGCCUGCUGGGCCCAGUGCUGCCUCAGCCGGUCCAGCAUGCUGGGCACCCUGAUCCUGCUUCUGGCCCUGCUCCCAGGGAUGACCACCUUGCCCAGCGAGCCAGCUGUGUCCCCGUUCCCCGCGGAGCCAGGGCCCAGGCUGCGCCGACCCCUUUUCAGUCUGGAGCUGUCGGACGCGGAGUACGCCUUCCCGCGCCGCGCGGGGCCGCUGGAGGUCCCGGCUGACAGUCGCGUGUUCGUGCAGGCGGCACUGGCCCGUCCCUCCCCGCGCUGGGGCAUGGUCCUGCACCGCUGCUCGGUGACACCAUCCUCACGCCCGACCCCGGGCCCCGCCCUGGCGCUGCUGCGCGGGGGCUGUUCCGCCGACUCCUCGGUCACCUUCCCGCCACCGCGGCCGCUCCCAGGUGCCGCUCGCCCCGCGCGCUUCAGCUUCCGCCUGCGCCCGGUCUUCAACGCCUCUGUGCAGUUCUUGCACUGCCAGCUGAGCCGCUGCCGCCGCCUCCGGGGAGCCCGCCAGACGCCUGCGCCUCUGACGCUGUCUCCGCCUCCCCCUCCUUCCCAGUGUCUGCCUCGGGAUGAGGCGUGCGCGGGCGCCGGCAGUGGCCGCGAUGAGAGUCGGGGUACCGACAGCCCUCACCUGCACACGCUGACGCAGCCCAUCGUGGUCACGGUGCCGCGGCUGCCCCCCAGGCCACCCAAGGGCGUCCCCGGCAGAGCCGUGCGACCCGAGCCUCCCGCGCCGGCCCCGGGGAUCCUGGAGCCCGCGCCGGUGGUAGCACUUGUGUUGGCCGCCUUCGUGCUGGGCGCCGCUCUGGCCGCCGGGCUCGGCCUCGUCUGCGCUCACUCAGCGCCCCCGCCCCCCGGCCCGCCCCCAAGAGCCUAG